Messenger RNA from Caenorhabditis auriculariae, 255 nucleotides. NCBI's taxonomy places the organism in Eukaryota, Metazoa, Nematoda, Chromadorea, Rhabditida, Rhabditidae. The record is from the annotation of a GenBank genome assembly.
AUGAGCCGCGCUUGGGCCUUGGUGGCCUCGCUGGCCUUGCUUGGUCCGCUGGUCUCCGCUGUGUCGACCUACGUCGAGGUGCCGCAGGAGACGACCGUCAACGGCACCGAGUACUCGAUCAGCGAGCUCACCUCCAAACUGUUCGUCAGGACCGACGAGUUCGAGCUCAACGCCACCAGCUGUCUCCAGUACUCGUUCCACUUCAAGGAGCGCCGCGUUAGGUCAGUCCGCCAUCUUUUGAUGACUCACUGGUAA